Eutrema salsugineum is the source of this 357-nucleotide messenger RNA. Its product is annotated as egg cell-secreted protein 1.4. The record is from RefSeq and is a predicted model, not a curated record. Lineage: Eukaryota; Viridiplantae; Streptophyta; Magnoliopsida; Brassicales; Brassicaceae. The coding region runs from base 1 to 357 and encodes 118 amino acids. The transcript has a single exon. Gene Ontology annotation, biological process: regulation of protein localization to cell surface; double fertilization forming a zygote and endosperm; regulation of double fertilization forming a zygote and endosperm. Gene Ontology annotation, cellular component: vesicle; extracellular region.
AUGGGAAACAACUCAAGAGCUAUUGUCUCCUUAGUCUUAGUUGCAACCUUAUGUGCUCCAGUUUUAAUCACUCAAGGAGUAGCUAAUGAGCAACCAGCACGCUCACAAUUUCCACCUGAUUUUCCUAUUGAUAUGGAAAAAUGUUGGUCAUCUCUUUUUAAUACUCGUGGAUGCGUAUUCGAACUAUACAAAUCAGUUUUCUCUGGUCAGUUUGGAAACGUCGGAGUCGCAUGUUGCAAAGCAUUCUCAACAAUCGAUGCUAACUGUUGGCCACAUAUGUUUCCGUUAAAUCCGUUCUUUCCACCGCUUCUUAAAGACAACUGCGCACACAUCAUCCCCAAUUCUCCCACACACUAG